CUGGCCAACUCUGAAUACCAGCUCCUGGGUUGGUUCUCAUAGCAGAAUGGCCUAAUUCUUCCAUGUCUUCUCUUCUACCUCUGAAAAGCCUCGAUGGCGCUUCAAGGAGUUGCAUGGGGCAUAUCUGUCACAAAUGGAUCAUGUCCCCUAUCAUCUCCAAGCUUCUGGACAAAGCCUUGUCCUACUGCAAAUUCGACAAAGAAGAGACGCUUCAUCGCCUGUUGACCGAUGUUCUCCCUCGACUGGCGCUUACCAUGGAAGCAGUAGAGAACAUCCGUCAUAGGAAACUCCUUGAGGAGAUCGUGAGGGAGCUCAAAUCCGCUUUCCAUGACAUGGAAUAUAUCCUCGAUGAUCUGGAGUAUAUUCGUCACCACAAGAAGCUGCACAACCAGAAAAUUCUCCAACAAAAGAGAGAGAAGAAAAGGCCCAGAACGGCUUCCGAAGCUGAAGCUAGCUCCUCAAACCAGGAUAUUUUUGUUGAAUCGAGUUAUACUCUCACCGGAGAUCUUAAUCGUCGUUUGAAGCGUAAUAUGGACAAGAUAGAAAAACACAUUAAUAAAGCACAAGACAUUAUUGCACUAGCAAAGCCGUCAAGCAAGCGUGAAACUGUUACUGCCAAAAAUACACAUGCACCCACCACUUCAGCUCCAACAGCAAAGGUAACUGGACGAGAUGAGGAUCGUCAGAGGAUUAGUGAAAAGCUUCGUGGUGCCAAUCUGAGCUCAGGGAACAACAAAUGUUUCUCUGUAAUUGGUAUUCAUGGCAUACCAGGAUCUGGAAAGACAACCCUCGCACAACAUGUUUGUGAGUAUGAAAAAACUGAGAACUAUUUCGACCUUGUUAUGUGGAUUCAUGUUUCUCAGAACUAUAGUUUGCGUGUCAUUUUCAAGGAGAUGCUUGAGGUAGCUUCAAUGGACAAAAGCAAUGACCCACCUGCAUACAGUUACAGUAGCCUAGGUGUCCUGGAAGACAAAUUGAAGGAGAAAAUAAAAGGCAAACGAUUUCUCUUGGUACUAGAUGAUAUCUGGUGCAAUAAGGAUGCCGAUACGAAGGAGCUACCAAGGUUACUUUCUCCAUUGAAGGUUGGAGGGGAAGGAAGCAGGAUCCUAGCGACAAGUCGCAAUAAAGAUGCAUUUUCAGAUCUAGGUCCUGAUGUGGCCCGUGAUGUUUUUGCUAUACCUGACUUGGAUGGCGAAGUCUUCUUGAACCUGUUCAUGUAUUAUGCCCUUGAAGAUCCAAAUGCAGAUGAUCCAGAUAAAGCAGAACUCAGAAGUAUUGGAGCUAAAAUUGCACUGAAGCUGAAAGCACUACCACUGGCAGCCAGUACAGUGGGGGGACAACUACGUAUCAGACAAAAUGAUGUUAAAUUUUGGAGGGAAGUUCAACAUCGGGACCUUCUGAAUGAUACUACAGGGGCCCUGUGGUGGAGUUACCAGCAUCUUGAUGAGCAAGUCAGGCGAUGCUUUGCUUACUGUAGUAUUUUUCCUAGAAGGCGUCGCUUGCUCCAAGAUGAGUUAAUUAAUUUGUGGGUGGCAGAGGGAUUCAUACAGACUACUGAUGCAGAGGAGGACAUGGAAGCUGUUGGUCGGGGUUACUUUCAUAAGUUACUAGCAACCUCAUUUGUGCAACCCGGAGGGAAUGAUCAAUAUAUAGUUCAUGAUCUUAUGCAUGAUUUAGCUGAAAAGGCGGCUGGGGAUGAUUGCUUCAGAAUCGAGAAUGGCUUGACAAAAAAAGUUCCGCGUGAUGUUCGCCAUCUUUUUGUUGCAGAUGCAGCAAUGGUAACCAAGGAGAUUUUUGAAUUGGAGAACCUAUGCACUCUCAUUAUUGAUGUGGAGAGGCCUGAACUAGUUAACACAAUUUUUUUUGAGGAAGUGUUCGAGAAGCUGAAGAAAUUACGGGUACUUGUUGUACAAGCUGGGUAUAAUGAUUAUUUAGAUGAUUCUUAUUUGGAUAUUCCACGAAGUAUUGGUCAGUUAAAGUAUCUACGCUAUCUUAGAAUAGUGGUCCCCACAGAAAACCUGUCGUUACCAAAAACAUUAGGCAAACUUUACCAUCUGCAGGUGCUAAUGUUGCAUUUAUGUGCUGUAGAAAUUUCCCCUGAUACAAAUCUGAGUAACCUCACCAACUUGCGGCAUGUCAGCGGCGUAAGUUUCUUUGCGGCUGCGUUCAUUGGUAGUUUAACGUCAUUACGAACACUUGCAGAUUUCGAAGUAAGGAAGGAGGUUGGGUAUGAGUUGAGCCAGCUGAGAGACCUAAACAAGCUUCAGGGCUAUCUGAGUAUCCGUGAUCUUGGAAAUGUUAAAAGCAAGAGGGAGGCGUGUGAAGCAAAGCUAGCUGACAAGAAAGGACUGACAGAAUUGGUACUGCAGUGGGACCAUGAUACGAGCUGCACACCACAAGUUCAAGCAGAGGUACUUGAGGCUCUUUGCCCACCCGAGCAUCUUGAAAAUCUGGAAAUCAUCGGUUACCAAGGUCCGAGCUACCCAAGUUGGAUGCUGAGUGAGCAGAACAGCGGCCCAAAGUACCUAAAGACACUAGCGCUGGACUCCUGCUGGCUGGAACCUGCUCCUCAACUGUUUGAGGUUUUCAUUAAUCUUCGCAAGCUCAUGAUUGGACGCUGCAACUGGGACCACUUGCCAGCCAGUGUGAAGGACCUCAGGUGGCUCGAGAGCCUACUGAUUGUUGAUUGCUGGCGUCUUGAAUCUCUUCCAGAACUUCCCAGUUCUCUUAAGAAGUUUAAAUUGGUGGGAAGCGACAAUGAGUUCGUGAAGUCGUGCAAACUAGAAGGUCAUCCUAAUUGGGAAAAGCUUCGGCAUCUCGAGAACCCGCCGAUACUUGAUGUUGGCACACCGGAAUUCAUGCCGCAGGAAGAACACGACACAGACGAAGAUGAAGUAGAAGAUUCACCAUCGUUGUGAUAUGCUGCCAAAUUGGCUCGGUAGUGAUUUCUGGCCCUACGCAUGCCUUGUCAUUAGGCGUUAUAUGCUCGUUGCGGACCAUGCUGCAUUUAUUUAUCUUCCAAUGGCUUGUAAUAAUGUGGAAUUGUGACCACUGGAUUUAUCUGACAAUUCCUAUGGCUUGUAUUGUUGUGGAGUGAUUGCCAGUGGAUUUAUUUGCUUCCGAUGACUUGUAAUAAUGUGGAACGUUGACCACUGGAUUAUUUGUUUCCUAUAGUUUGUAAUACUGUGGAAAUAUGACCACUGGAUUUAUUUGUUUCAUAUAUGGUUUGUAACAUUGAGGAAUGA
Molecule: messenger RNA, 3245 nt
Organism: Triticum urartu
Lineage: Eukaryota; Viridiplantae; Streptophyta; Magnoliopsida; Poales; Poaceae
Product: putative disease resistance RPP13-like protein 1
Biological process (GO): defense response to other organism
Molecular function (GO): ADP binding; ATP hydrolysis activity
Source: RefSeq, a predicted model, not a curated record